AAAGUUCACUUUCACGCUCUAUUUCUCUUGAAGCAAAAACGAACUCCCAACAAAUCCCAUCACACAUCUCUUGUUUCUUGAUUUCCACUCCCCCCAGCUUAAACCAAACACAGAAAACCCCAUUUCAACCACUGCCUCCUAGCUUCCUCUCUCUCUCUCUCUUAAAACAAAGAGAGAGAGAGGGAGAGAGGAAUUGUACGUGAGGAGAUGAGGCUUUUCCAUGGAGCAAGAAGCAGCAGGAACCAAGAGAAAGGCUUCUUCUGCUACAGAUAUUUCAAAUGGAUUCUUUGGUUUUCCAUUUCUUUCUAUUUCUUCUCCUCUUUCCUCAUCACUCGCCACAAACCCUCUUCCUCCAUUUCAAGAACAACCGUUGCGCAAAACGAAGCUUCCCGCGCUCUCAUCAUCGAAGAAACAUUCAACUCCUCCCUCCACGAAACCCACGGCGCGGGGCUAUUCAACGGAAUGAAAGUAUACGUCUACGAAUUGCCGUCGAAAUACAACGCCGACUGGCUCGCCAACGAGCGGUGCAGCACCCAUUUAUUCGCGGCGGAGGUGGCCGUCCACCGGGCCUUGCUGAGCAGCGACGUUCGGACGUUCGAUCCAUGGGAAGCCCACUUCUUCUUCGUCCCCGUCUACGUCUCCUGCAACUUCAGCACCGUUAAUGGCUUCCCCGCCAUCGGCCACGCCCGCUCCCUCAUCGCCGCCGCCAUCCAUCUCGUUUCCUCGCAGCUCCCGUUUUGGAACCGCAGCCGCGGCGCCGACCAUGUUUUCGUCGCGUCCCAUGAUUUCGGUUCUUGCUUUCACACAUUGGAGGAUGUGGCGAUUGCAGACGGAGUGCCGAAAUUCUUGAAAAACUCGAUUGUGUUGCAGACUUUCGGGGUGAAAUACGAGCAUCCAUGCCGGGAUGUGGAACACGUGGUGAUUCCGCCGUAUAUAUCGCCGGAAAGUGUACGGUCAACGCUUGAGGAGUCUCCGUUGACCGGCCGCCGCGAUAUCUUCGCCUUCUUCAGGGGCAAAAUGGAAGUGAACCCUAAAAAUGUCAGCGGUCGUUUCUACAGCAAGCGGGUGCGGACUGCAAUAUGGCGGAGGUACGGCGGCGACCGGCGGUUCUACCUACGGAGGCAGCGUUUCGCCGGUUACCAGUCGGAGAUUGUGCGGUCAAAGUUUUGCUUGUGUCCAUUGGGGUGGGCCCCGUGGAGCCCCAGGCUGGUGGAGUCGGUGGCGCUGGGCUGCGUUCCGGUCAUCAUCGCCGACGGCAUCCAGUUGCCCUUCCCCGCCGCCGUGCCGUGGGCGGAUAUAUCUCUGACGGUGGCGGAGGGCGCCGUGGAUACGCUCGGAGAGGUCCUCGAGCGCGUCGCGGCGACCAACCUGACGGCGAUCCAAAGGAACCUGUGGGACCCGUCGGUGAGGAGGGCCCUACUGUUCAAUGUGCCAAUGCUGGAGGGCGACGCCACGUGGCGCGUGCUGGAGUCCCUCGCGAUGAGGCUGGGUAGGUCCCAUAGGAGGCCGAGAGCUUCUACAAAAUGAGUUGGGAUGACGUGGCGAGUGCGGAUUGGUGCAGAGGCCAGCGCUUUUUUUCGAGGUGGAAAGUGAGUGGGUGACAGCUGGAAUCUAUUGGAUUGCUCAGAAACCAAAUUAUGUGUGGGUGUUCUGGCCGUAUUGUGCUGGUGGGGCCCGGUGGUGGUAGCUGAUGUGGCGUGGCUUUAAUGGUUGAUAUUGCGGUUGGCUGCUCAUGUUGUACAUAGACGUACAAUCUAUUGAUUUUGCAUAAAAGGGGAAAAGAAUAGAUAUUUUUGACGAGUAAAUAAUCCAACUCAUUUAUAUUGAGGAUAGAGAUAGAGAUAGUGUAUGGAAAUGAUGAGGUCCGCAAUAUUACCUUCGGUUGAAAAAAUCAGUUUCCAAAAUUGAGAACUACCAUUGGGAGAAAAAGAAACUGGUUUUCAAAAAGAAAUGGAGAAACUGGUUGCGAACUGGGAACCAGUUUUUGCUGACACAGCGGGUCCCAGGCGUGGGCCCCAUUCCUUCAAUUUUCUGUUUUCAGCCCAAUAUUGCCCAAUAUUGGUGUUCCCAUUUUAAUUAUUUUGCUUUUCUCCUUUGAAUAUGUAUGUUACGUAAAAUAUA
Molecule: messenger RNA, 2121 nt
Organism: Salvia miltiorrhiza (redroot sage)
Lineage: Eukaryota; Viridiplantae; Streptophyta; Magnoliopsida; Lamiales; Lamiaceae
Product: probable glucuronoxylan glucuronosyltransferase IRX7
Exons: 3
Coding region: 208-1527 (439 amino acids)
Molecular function (GO): glycosyltransferase activity
Source: RefSeq, a predicted model, not a curated record